UCCUGCCGAGCCACAAACCACUCAGAUCAGUCAGGGAGAGAGAGUGUGUGUGUGUGAGUGCAGGACCAGGGGAGAAAGUGUGUGAGAGUGUGUCAGGAAUCAGAGUGCUCCAAAGGACGUCACACAUGCUCCCAGAGAGAGAGGGAAACACGUUGUCACAGGAAGGCGUCUAUCCUCACGCGUUCUGGACUGUGGAAGAGUCAACAGCCUCUGACAGCAGUGAGUAUUCCAGCGGUGGAUGCAGUGAAACGAUGAUGUGCAUUUAGUCAGCUGGACUGGAUAUUUCUCAGAAGUGAUACAGAUUUCAAGACCUAACUUACUUUCUAAAGGGGGGGGGGUUUAAAAUACCUCACCACGAAAAGACUUGUAAUAAGACAUUAUUGAAGAGUGUGUGAAGUGUUUCUGCAUCACCAUGGAUCAGCCAGCCAGCAGCUGCAUGCGGAGCACCCACCCCAGCAGUCCCAUCUGGGGCUGCAUGAGGAACCCACACUCAGGGGUCCCGGGAGCAAACCUCCAGUCGCCCUACCAGCAGGGCCCUUUCUCCCUUCACCAGAAGCCCGAGUUCCUGGCCUACACAGACUUCUCCAGCUCCUGCCUGGUGCCGACCGCGCCGCACGCAGCCUACCCCCGAGACGACAGACUCUACCAAGAGAGCCAGGGGGGUUACCAGAGAGCUGACUGGCAGUUCAACCCCUGUGAGACAAGGGUGAGAGCACCCGAGGCCUGCGCGCCCGUCGUCACCCCCGCAGUAGUAGGUGGCGGCGGGAGUGGAGGGCCUGAGCUGGACAGUGUAGGGGGAGAAAGGCUGCCAGGUACCGUGCCCGGGUGCCUGGAGGGAGAAUACUCACCCCAAAGCGUGGCGUCGGCCGACUCAGACAAGAAGAGCUCCAAUAAGAGGAAGAGAGAUGUCACAGAUAUCCAGGAGUCCAGUUUUAAGGUGGACUCCAGCUGCAAGGCCCGGAAAGAGCGCACGGCGUUCACCAAGGAGCAGCUGAGGGAGCUGGAAGCCGAGUUCACCCACCACAACUACCUGACCAGGCUCCGCCGCUACGAGAUCGCCGUCAACCUGGACCUCACAGAGAGACAGGUGAAAGUGUGGUUCCAGAACCGGAGGAUGAAGUGGAAGAGGGUGAAAGGAGGACAGUCGGCUUCCCCGAACGACCUGGAAAAUGACGACAUAGACUCGGCUGCCUCGCCCAGCUCUGAAUGAACAAGGGGGAGGGGGUGGAGCAUAAUGAAAAGGAGAUGCUGAUCACCUUGUAGCACACAGAGAGAGACUGGGGUCAACUGGACACUGAUGCAGCACAAUGCAACUUUUGCUCAUUUCUUUGGAAAGCUGCAAGAAUCAAAUAAUUCUAGAGACUUUUUUUCAUUAUUCCCAGGAUGAAAUCACUGAGCAUCUCCUUUGUUGUUUUCUGUUGUAAAUAGUUGAUUUCUGUCCAUAAUGAACUGCAUUUUGAUACACUAUUGAUAAGUACUAAAUACUGUUUUUAGAGGCCACCUCUUGUUGCAGAGAUGAUACUUGCGCUCGUUGUACAGUCAUACAGUGGCUUUAAGGCCAGUGAUGACUUAUCAGACCGUGAUGUGAUUGUGUUUGAGGGUAUCCCCUUUGGUUCCAAUAUUGUAAUCACGGCCUUUGACGCUUGACUACAACCACCUGGGAAAACUCAGACUGCACAAGUGUUGCCAAGCCAUAAGUGCCUCUGAAUCAGAUGUUGGUUUUUUUCAUUUUGUUAGUUUCUUCACCUAGAAUAUAGUUUUUUUUCUGUCAAACA
Messenger RNA from Seriola dumerili (greater amberjack), 1775 nucleotides. RefSeq names its product mesenchyme homeobox 1 (gene meox1). The transcript is spliced from 3 exons. Gene Ontology annotation, molecular function: DNA-binding transcription factor activity, RNA polymerase II-specific; RNA polymerase II cis-regulatory region sequence-specific DNA binding. Lineage: Eukaryota; Metazoa; Chordata; Actinopteri; Carangiformes; Carangidae. Gene Ontology annotation, biological process: positive regulation of transcription by RNA polymerase II. Bases 413 to 1210 code for a protein of 265 amino acids. The record is from RefSeq and is a predicted model, not a curated record. Gene Ontology annotation, cellular component: nucleus.